CAGCAGCUCACUGACACACCGCCAGAAAACACGAUAGAAAGUGAGAGAAAGGAGGGAUUAGAGCUGAAACUGUAAUGGAGGAGUGUUUAUGUUUCUGAGGAGAACUGCAGCUCGUGCAGGAGACCUAAGCCCGUCUGUAUCCAGCUGUUUUUAACUUGUUUUCGGGUUAAAAUGCGCGUGUUUCGGUUUGGUUCCCGCGGGUUACUCACUAAAUCCUCAGUACUGAACUCAGGCAGACCACCGCCAUGUCUAUCAGCAGUCAGAACCAAAACUUCCAGCCCCAAAAACUUCACUGACUACAGCAGCCUGAGCCUGAUCUACCGGCCCCGGGUUCCCGCGCUCUUUAACUUCGCCAGAGAUCUUCUGGACUUCUGGGAGGAGAAAGAAAAGGCAGGUAAAAAGUCCUCUCAGCCUGCUUUCUGGUGGGUAAAUGAUGACAAUGAAGAGAUCAGAUGGAGCUUUGAGGAGCUGGGAUUCCAUUCCAGAAAGCUUGCUAAUGUUCUGACUGAAGAAUGCGGUCUGGUGAGAGGAGACCGGGUCUUCUUAGUGCUUCCUCGAGUGCCUGAGUGGUGGCUGGUCAAUAUCGCUUGCCUCAGAACAGGUACAGUUCUAAUCCCUGGAACAUCUCAGCUGACAGCCAGGGACGUCCUGCACCGUCUGCAGGUGUCUGAGGCUAAGUGUGUGAUCACGGACGAGAGCAUGGCUCCACUGUUAGAAGCUGUAUCUCCACAGUGUCCUGCACUAACCACUAAACUUCUACUGUCCAGCAAGGGGCGCCCGGGGUGGGGCGACCUCACAGCUUUGAUAAGGAGUGCCUCCGCUGACCAUGUCUGUGUGGACACCAGGAGUGAUGAGCCGAUGACCAUCUUUUUCACCAGUGGAACCACCGGGUCUCCUAAAAUGACUCAGCACAGCCACUGUAGCUAUGGCCUGGGGCUCACGGUCAAUGGCAGGUACUGGUUAGACCUGACUGACAGUGAUGUGUUCUGGAAUACCUCAGACACAGGAUGGGCUAAGUCUGCAUGGAGCAGUGUUUUCGCUCCUUGGACGCAGGGGGCGUGUGUGUUUGUUCACCAUAUGCCACGCUUCAGUACACACACAGUGCUCAAGACUCUGUCCAGUUUCCCCAUCAGCACCUUCUGCACGGCUCCCACAGCCUACCGGAUGCUAGUACAGGAGGAUCCGUCCAGGUUUCAAUUCCAGGCUCUGGAGCACUGUCUGUCUGCAGGAGAACCCAUUAACCCUGAGGUGAUGAGUAAAUGGCGGGAGCUCACAGGCUUGGACAUCUAUGAGGGAUACGGUCAGACUGAGACUGUUUUGAUUGCUGGUACUUUCAAAGGCAUGGAGAUCAGACCCGGCUCCUUCGGUAAAGCGUCUCCAGCGUAUGACGUGCAGUGGUUGUUUUUGUGGUUUCAGGUGGUGGAUGAAGAAGGGAAUAUUGUUCCUCAAGGAACAGAGGGAAAUCUGGCUAUCAGAGUCAAACCCCACAAACCAUUCUCCCUAUUCACAGAGUACACGGGGGAGCCAGAGAAAACGGCGGAGUGUUACUGCGGGGAUUUCUACCUGACAGGUGAUCGAGGAGUGAUGGAUCGAGAUGGAUACCUGUGGUUCGUUGGAAGAGCUGAUGAUGUCAUACUGUCUGCAGGGUACCGUAUCGGUCCGUUCGAGGUGGAGAACGCUCUGAUAGAGCAUGACGCUGUGGCUGAGUCUGCUGUGGUUAGCAGUCCUGAUCCAGUCAGAGGAGAGGUUGUGAAGGCGUUUGUGGUGCUGACUCCAGAGUACAGAUCCAAAGAGCAGAGUGGACUGAUCAGAGAACUGCAGACACAUGUGAAGAAAGUUACAGCUCCCUAUAAAUACCCCCGCAAGAUAGAGUUUGUGGAUCAGCUGCCUAAAACAGUGAGUGGUAAAAUUCGGAGAGUGGAACUGAGAAAGAAGGAAUGGGAGCAGUCGUAACUGUCCACUUUCCCAGUUAUACCACUUUAACAUCUCUUCUACCAGUGGUUCCCAGUGCUCCUAUUACGAGGGACAGUGUCUUCUGCACAUUUCAUGCUCAAAAUCACGUAAAACCAGUUCAAAAAGAGCUUUAAAUGUAGCUGAUAAUACCAGACGACCAGUUCCUUAAAAGCAUUUUGGUGCUACAAUGACCUUAAAACUUCUGGAGAAAUCAAAAGAAGGCACAAUCUUUCACCAGGAGAAACACAUGACGAGUCUGUGAUCUUUCCAAAAAACAGUUUUUCCAAAAGUGCCAAAUCAUUUAACAUUGACUUCAAAUGAACAUUAAUUGUUAAUGUCAUUAUUAUUAUUUGCAUAUAAUUUUGAGGUACCAUCCAUAUCAGAUUAUUUGUCAUAAGCCCUAUCCAGACAGGAUUAGUUUCUCAGGGGGGUCCUGGGGUCAUUUUCUCUUUUAUAAGGGUGUGAUUUGAUUCAUGUCCUUUAACAACCAUGUAUGUGUUUUUCUCAGAUGUCCUCUGAGAAAAUUACAGGCUGAAUUAUCUACUGUUUUUCGUUUUGUUUCUUAACGCUUAAUAAAUUAGCUAUCUGUCCACUGCUACGCACUGAAAUUACACUUUGGGCACAUGUUUCCACUGAGAUCCACAUAAACACAACAGCGAGUGGAAAUGGAGGAGCUACUGAAUGUGAUGUCAUGUGACUGAGAAAGCCAAAAACUCACUGGUCCUUCUGUUUUUCAAUUACAGUCCAGAUGCAGGAGUUUUAUAAAUGAGUAAAAGUGUGAAAUUAUUUUUUUACAGACGUCCCCCUGAGAAACUAGAGAAACUAAUCCCGUCUGGAUAGGGCUAUACUCAGUGACUGACAAGAUUAGCAUUAGCUAUUUAAUGCUGAUAUCAGACUUACUGUAAAAAACGUCUUACAGAGUGUCUGUAACCAGCAACCAGCAGCAUCAGUAAGAGUAUGAUUAACUAUCUAGUUAAAGCCUUUUUACAAUAUAAUAUUGUAUUAAAAACUGAUUUCUGGUGUGUAUGUAUUACCAGAGUGAGUUUCCUGAGAUACAGAGUAAACCACCAGAGGUAAUCGGUUUAGCUGACUAUAUAAACAUUGGAAAUUCUGGAAAUUUCUUUACAGACAAAAAAAAAUGAAUCUGCUUAUCUGAGACCUUCAAACACCUGCACUUGCUGAAAUGUUAGUCAGAUAUUUACCUGUAGAGGGAGACAUGUUCACAAUAUGACUAUAUCAUCACUCCAAUAAAAAAAAAACAUUGUUUAGUUUAUCUGAUAGAAACAUUAAACUGAUAUUUUCUUAAUGAGGUUCUGUUGUUGUGUAAUUAAGGGCUGUCAUUAAGUGUGAGGACUUGAUUAAAGAAUUAUUUGUUUAAAAUG
Astyanax mexicanus (Mexican tetra) is the source of this 3335-nucleotide messenger RNA. RefSeq names its product acyl-CoA synthetase medium chain family member 3 (gene acsm3). Lineage: Eukaryota; Metazoa; Chordata; Actinopteri; Characiformes; Acestrorhamphidae. Gene Ontology annotation, molecular function: fatty-acyl-CoA synthase activity; fatty acid ligase activity. Bases 172 to 1953 code for a protein of 593 amino acids. The transcript is spliced from 13 exons. The record is from RefSeq and is a predicted model, not a curated record. Gene Ontology annotation, biological process: fatty acid biosynthetic process; acyl-CoA metabolic process. Gene Ontology annotation, cellular component: mitochondrial matrix.